UUUUUUUGGCAGGGAAAUUAGAGACCUUAGGAUCCAGACUCAGGAUCUCUGGGCUGCGCGGGACUAUUCAGAACCCACAAGAUUUCUGAGGAGACCAGAACUCAUCUGUGAGCCUUCCGCUCUUUUCUGUGCUGCUGUUGAAACUUGCCUUUACAGCUACCAGACUUGAAGAUGUUGCGAGUGCAGAGGCCAAGACUGGCCAGGCUGAGAGCCGGCCUCUCCAGAGGUCUCCACCACAAGCCAGUGAUGGCGCUCCGGAGAGAGGAUGUGAAUGCCUGGGAGCGCAGGGCACCUCUGGCUCCCAAGCACAUCAAGGGCAUCACCAAACUGGGAUACAAGGUCUUGAUACAGCCUUCCAAUCGACGGGCCAUUCACGACAAGGAGUAUGCCAGGGCUGGCGGCAUUCUUCAGGAGGACAUCACAGAAGCUUGUCUAAUUUUGGGAGUAAAAAGGCCUCCAGAGGAAAAACUGAUGUCCAAGAAGACUUAUGCCUUCUUUUCCCACACAAUAAAGGCCCAGGAAGCCAAUAUGAGUUUGUUGGAUGAGAUUCUGAAACAGGAAAUCCGACUCAUUGAUUAUGAGAAAAUGGUGGAUCACCGAGGGUCUCGGAUAGUGGCAUUUGGACAAUGGGCAGGUGUGGCAGGAAUGAUCAAUAUUUUACAUGGAAUGGGUUUAAGGCUCCUUGCUUUGGGACAUCAUACACCUUUUAUGCAUCUUGGCAUGGCUCACAACUACAGGAACAGCAGCCAGGCUGUGCAGGCUGUCCGCGACGCAGGCUAUGAAAUAUCCCUGGGUUUGAUGCCAAAGUCAAUAGGACCCUUAACAUUUGUGUUCACGGGGACUGGCAACGUAUCAAAGGGAGCCCAAGAAGUCUUUAAUGAGUUACCUUGUGAGUAUGUGGAGCCCCAUGAAUUAAAAGAAGUUUCAAAAACUGGAGACCACAGGAAAGUGUAUGGGACGGUGUUAAGUCGCCAUCAUCAUCUUGUCAGGAAAACAGAUGGUGUGUAUGAUCCUGUAGAAUAUGAGAAAUAUCCCGAGCGCUACAAAAGUCGCUUUAAUACAGAUAUUGCACCCUAUACAACUUGUUUAAUUAAUGGAAUCUACUGGGAGCAAAACACCCCUCGCCUGCUAACUCGCCAGGAUGCUCAGAGUCUCCUGGCCCCAGUGAAGUCUUCAGGCGUUCCUAUUGAAGGAUGCCCUGAAUUACCACACAAACUUGUGGCAAUAUGUGACAUUUCAGCAGACACAGGAGGGUCUAUAGACUUUAUGACCGAGUGCACUACAAUAGAGAGACCCUUUUGCAUGUAUGAUGCAGAUCAGCAUAUUAUUCACGACAGUGUUGAAGGCUCCGGAAUUCUGAUGUGUUCCAUUGACAAUUUGCCAGCACAGCUUCCAAUUGAGGCUACAGAAUACUUUGGAGACAUGCUUUACCCUUAUGUUGAAGAAAUGUUGUUAUCAGAUGCGUCCCAGCCCCUUGAAAGCCAGAACUUUUCUCCAGUGGUUCGCGAUGCAGUGAUUACAUCUAAUGGUUCAUUGACUGACAAAUACAAAUAUAUCCAGAAACUCCGAGAAAGCAGAGAACGUGUUCAGUCCCUUUCAAUGAGUCUCAAGAAGAAGGUGUUGGUGCUUGGGUCUGGCUAUGUAUCUGGGCCUGUUUUAGAAUAUCUGUCAAGAGACAACAAUAUAGAAAUAACAGUAGGCUCUGACAUGGUGAACCAAAUGCAACAGUUAAGCAAGAAAUACAAUAUUAACUCUGUUAGUGUUAACGUUGGUAAACAAGAAGAGAAGCUGCAAUCCUUAGUAGCGUCGCAGGAUCUUGUUAUCAGCUUGUUGCCUUAUGUGUUGCAUCCUGUUGUGGCCAAGGCAUGCAUCUCAAACAGAGUCAACAUGAUCACUGCGAGCUACAUCACACCAGCCAUGAAAGAACUGGAGAAGAGUGUGGAUGACGCUGGCAUCACAGUCAUUGGUGAAUUGGGAUUAGAUCCUGGUCUUGAUCACAUGUUGGCAAUGGAAACAAUUGAUAAGGCCAAAGAGCUGGGAGCCACGAUUGAGUCUUAUGUUUCCUACUGUGGUGGCCUUCCAGCCCCUGAAUAUUCAGACAAUCCCUUGCGAUAUAAAUUCAGCUGGAGUCCAGUGGGAGUCUUGAUGAACAUAAUGCAGCCUGCUAGCUAUCUGCUCAAUGGAAAGGUUGUGAAUGUGACAGGGGGAGUCUCUUUUCUCGACUCUGUCACAUCCAUGGAUUACUUCCCAGGCCUGAACUUGGAAGGGUAUCCUAACAGAGAUAGUACACGAUAUGCUGAAAUUUAUGGGAUUCCAUCUGCCCACACGUUGUUGAGGGGUACACUGAGAUAUAAGGGAUAUUCUAAAGCCUUGAAUGGAUUUGUAAAGUUGGGUCUCAUCAACAGAGAAGCAUAUCCUGCCCUCCUACCUGAGUCCAACCCUCUCACCUGGAAACAGCUCCUAUGUGACCUAGUUGGAAUUUCCCGCUCCUCUUCAUGUGAGAAGCUUAAGGAAGUUGUCUUUACAAAGCUGGGAGGGGACAGUACCCAGCUUGAGGCUGCUGAAUGGUUGGGCUUACUGGGGGAUGAGCAGGUCCCUCAGGCAGAGUCUAUUGUGGAUGCAUUCUCCAAGCACUUGGUCUCAAAACUCUCCUAUGGCCCUGAAGAAAAAGAUAUGAUUGUGAUGAGAGACAGCUUUGGCAUCAGGCAUCCCUCUGGACAUUUAGAAAAUAAGAUCAUUGAUCUUGUGGUUUAUGGAGACUUCAAUGGCUUUUCAGCAAUGGCUAAAACUGUGGGGUUACCGACAGCCAUGGCAGCUAAAAUGUUGCUGGAUGGUGAAAUUGAAGCCAAAGGCCUAAUGGGGCCAUUUACAAAGGAGAUCUACGGGCCAAUAUUGGAGCGGAUUAAAGCAGAAGGCAUUGUAUUUAAUACACAGAGCACAAUCAAGCCAUAAAUGGGAAUUCAUUUUUUAGGCAUCAAAGCUGUCAAUUUGUGUAUGACAAACAUGCUUAUCAAUGUGCUAAAGCAUGAAGUUUUAUGUUUUGAGCAUGACUCAUUUAAAACAUGAAGCAUAUGUUUUGAGUACGUUAA
This is a messenger RNA of Peromyscus eremicus (cactus mouse), 3089 nucleotides long. It is a transcript of the gene Aass, whose product is annotated as aminoadipate-semialdehyde synthase. Lineage: Eukaryota; Metazoa; Chordata; Mammalia; Rodentia; Cricetidae. Gene Ontology annotation, molecular function: saccharopine dehydrogenase activity. The record is from RefSeq and is a predicted model, not a curated record. Gene Ontology annotation, cellular component: cytoplasm. The transcript is spliced from 24 exons. Bases 172 to 2952 code for a protein of 926 amino acids.